Molecule: messenger RNA, 1507 nt
Organism: Temnothorax curvispinosus
Lineage: Eukaryota; Metazoa; Arthropoda; Insecta; Hymenoptera; Formicidae
Exons: 6
Coding region: 64-1281 (405 amino acids)
Source: RefSeq, a predicted model, not a curated record
GGGCUCAAAGACACGGACAAUUGGUCAAAAUUUGGAUACAUUCUUUUCACGAACGUCGCCGACAUGUUUAACUUCACCAUGGACCUCAUCGAGCUCAACCACUGGGAGAAGAACGACAGUAACGGUCCUCUGAUGAGCCUCUUGAAGAGGGACGGUGCCGAUUUAGCAUACUAUCCGAACAUCCUGACGAUCGAGAGAUACGGAUAUGCGCGUGUCAUUCUUCAACAAUGGCCCACGCGUACCUGUUUCAUGUUUCGUACCAUACCGGCGACGAAGAUAAAACCGUGGAUAAUGCUAAAGCCGUUCGCAGCGAACACGUGGUACAUGAUUAUCGUAAUAGUGGUGGUCACAAUUCUUAUUCUGUCCUGUAUACUGAAGCUGGAACGUGCCGAAGAUUGCAGUUGUAGCAUCUCGGCGUUAAUCGCCGUUGCCGCAUUAUGCCAGCAAGGUUUCCCUUCUCUCUCUAAUCAAUCGGCGAGUCGAAUCGCCCUCAUUCAGAUCACGGUCUUCGGCCUGUUGGUAUAUAAUUACUACGGGGCGGCGAUCGUGUCGGCUAGAUUGAACGAGCCCAUUCAAAAGAUGAAUGACUCGCUGUUUUCGCUGGUGCAUAGUAAGAUGCAGAUCGCGGCCGAGAAAAUUGUCUUUUUCAAUUUUCUGCUACGGAACCAAAGACCGGAUGUGCAAUAUUUUAAGCCCUAUUGGGACGAUCUACCGGAAUCGAAGAGAUUUAUUCCCGUCGCGGAUGGCGUGGAGAGAAUAAAGAAGGGGGACUUCGCUUAUCACGGGGAUCCGGACUCUAUCUAUCCAGCUAUCGAACGUGAGUUCGACAAGCAGAUGAUAUGUCAGCUAACGGAAGUUCAUCUAUUGCAACCCACCGAGUUGGGCCUGUGGUCCAAUCUUAAAAGUCACUUUCACGAAAUCUCUAAAAUUGCAUUACUGAAAAUAUCCACAUCGGGACUUCGGCGACGAGAGAUACGUCGCCGGUCGGCCAGGAGGCCUUAUUGUCCAAGCGACGAGGUCUUUGUCUCUAGUGUGACAAUCUACGAAGCGGCUCCGAUUUUGUAUCUUCUGCUCUUUGGCAUGAUAAUUUCGCUCAUCGUAUUUGGUAUCGAACACUUUGUUUUCUACACGAUACAUUCAAAACGAGCGUCGGGUGUUACACGAGGUAUUAUAACAAGCAUUAAACCAAGCAUUAAACCAGACAUUAAGCGAACCAUUAAACCAUGGAUUAAACAAGGUAUUAAAACAGACGUAGAAAAAGGUAUUAAAAUUAAGAAUUAAGGAAAAUAAGGUAUCGCUAAAAGAUAAAGCACCACCUAGUUUUGCUUCUAGAAGCAAGUGGUUUCUUUCAACAGGUGCUAAUGAGGAAACGAUAUCAGUAAAGAAUAUCAAUAUAGGUAAAAUUUCUGAUAACGGGAUUCUCAAUUAUAUUAUGUAAAUUAUUUACCAGAUAAUAAUUACAUAUAGGUAUACGUAGUGCGAAUGAACGCAUUUAAAUAAAGUCAAA